This is a messenger RNA of Contarinia nasturtii (swede midge), 1041 nucleotides long. RefSeq lists its product as uncharacterized. The record is from RefSeq and is a predicted model, not a curated record. The coding region runs from base 30 to 938 and encodes 302 amino acids. Lineage: Eukaryota; Metazoa; Arthropoda; Insecta; Diptera; Cecidomyiidae. The transcript is spliced from 2 exons.
UGUUAACUUCAGUUCUAUUAUCGAAAGCAAUGAAGUCGCUUUUAUUUUUGGUGUUUGUGUCGUUGGCGAUAUCUAAUCAGUUUGAAUCGGUUAUCGGUGGAUAUGACUAUUCCAGUCCUGCAUUUACCACUUUAGUGUAUUCGUUUGCGCUGAAAGCAAAAGUUGUCGACAAUACGAUUAAUUGGGAAAAUAUUUUGAUGAAGUUUUUCAGUCUCCCCGACGACCUACUUCAAAACAAUAAAAUUGAUUCACUUGAAUGGUAUGCACCCUUUUGCAAUGCAACAAAUUUCGCUGAAUUGUCAAGUGCUGUGAACAGAAUUCCCAGAGAAAUUAGGACAAAUGGUCCAAUUUUGGACAUAAUACGCAGUAACUUAGAGCCUGUCAGAGAUGCUGAUGCCAAAAUCAAGCAAAUUUAUGUCCAGUUUUUUAAUAAAACUAUAGUUGAUCCAAUUUGCCUAAGAUUGGACGGAUUUAUAACAGCAUUAGACAAAUUUAACAGCAAAAAACUUAAAUUUAGUCGUUUAAAAGCUGUGAACGAAGAGUAUACAAAUAUGGUGCGCAAGUAUGAUGAAAUAGUUAGAAAUUUACGAGGCCAAUUAGAUAACGCCAUUAUAAAAAGAAGGGCGUACGCUAAACAAUUCCAAUUACUUCAACAGAAAUUGAAUCGAUAUGAGCCUCCACAAGGUCGAUCGGAAGCAAACAAACAAAACGAAGAAUAUGAUUUCGAUUAUUUGAAAAUGUUACAGGCUGUCUCAAAGGAUCUAAAUGAGAAGAUGAAUUCACUUGAGAAUGCUGUUAAUGCUGUUGUACUGGCCGUGAAUCAAUAUAUUGAUCAACGUAUUUUGUGGGCUGAAUUCUUAUUGAAUAUACCAUUUUAUCAUGCACCACAAAAGAAAUCAAGCUUUUCCUGUUUUGGCGGCAGCAAAAUUAAAAAAUAAUGAAGCAAUUUGAUGCGAAGAAAUUCAUUAGUGUAAAUAACGCUUUGAAUACCAUAUGUACUUACUAACAAUAGCAAUAAAAAAAAUUUCAUCAAAACGAAAA